CUCCCGUCCUUCCUCCCCUCACCGGGACCCCCAGACAGCGCGCGCCGGCGCAAUGCGGUGGGACGCGUCGGAAGCAGAGGUAGCCCUUGAGCGGAUCUGGGAACUCCAUGACCGCCUCAGCGACGCCAUCCUCGCCGCCUCCCGCGCGCACCUCUUCCUGCUCGCUCCCCAGCCUCCUCCCGUGCCGUCCGCGCCACCCGUCAAAGGGGCCCACCGAGUCAGCGGCGGUAGGAACGGCUGCGUCUUCGUCAAGGGCGGAGGAGAGGCGCUGGCCGCCGCCGCGGAGUCCGUGUCCGAGGUCAGGAGCCUGCACGCCAUCCGCUCUGCGCUCGAGGACGUCGAGGACCACCUCGAGUUUUUACACGUCAUUUGGCUCACAAGUGGUUGGCCUUGAAUGGUUGAGGUGCAAAUAUCUCGCUCACUGGAGCCACAUGGCCUUCAUUGCCCUCGGGUGCUUGCUCUCUUAUGUUUCAUGUCCUCUCGAUGCCAGUUGGGGCCGAAUACUUUAUAAGUUGAUUGUUACUUCGUGCAAAGCGCCAAUAUAGGAGCACCAUUACUAUGUAAAAACUUCCAUGUCCUGUGCUACUGUUCAAUCACGACAUCAGGCAGAGCGAGAUUCUGCAAUUGCUAGACUGGAGCAAAGCCGUCUAGUCCUUGCUACGAGGUUAGCAGAACAUCAAGGGAAGAAGCAUAGAAUCAUCGAUGAGGUCUUGGCAUUUGUUGGUGAAGUGAGUGACAAGAGUCAAUUUAUCUCAUUUGAAGAUGUUUGUGCUACCCAUAGCCGAUCAGAGGAUGAUGCAGAGGACAACAGGGGCAACGGUUCAAGGAUUAUGUCAAACAUGUUAUCUAGCAGUUUGUCUUUAGCCAAGAAUUCAUUUCGACUGGACAAGAUUGGUGGUGCUCUCGGUAACGCUGCAAUGUUUGCAGUAAGUGUGCUUGCUUUCUUCCAGCUGCAUCAAAUUACAUUUGGAAGUAAAACUCCAGCCAUGGAAUACAGGAAGAGAAUCGAGUACAGUAUUCAACCAAGGAGCUCACAAUCGAAUGGGAAAGGAAAACUUCUGGAGGUUUACCUAGCAAGAGGCUGAAGAAUUAUUAGAUCAUUCUGUUUGGCUGUACAGAGUUUUAACCAAAGUUCGUUUUUGUCGGUUUUAUUAGGGCGCUGAUCAUUCUUUACAAUGGACUGGACCCUGUUCCAGGCAAUUAGGGAACUUACUGUCUGAUUCUUAUAAAUAGAGUUUGAAGGGAAUUGCGUAUUCUAUCUCAAAUUGUGAAUGGCUUUGUGCUUAGAGAUGGUCAGAUGGAUUGUUUGUAAACCAUGUUCAAGCUAACUUGAACUGCCGUUAUGCACU
Messenger RNA from Zea mays, 1349 nucleotides. RefSeq lists its product as uncharacterized. The record is from RefSeq and is marked validated. Lineage: Eukaryota; Viridiplantae; Streptophyta; Magnoliopsida; Poales; Poaceae. Gene Ontology annotation, biological process: chloroplast fission.